AUGAAGACUGUUGGUACGAUCGCCGCUAUUGCGGUUGGAGCGAAUGCUCUGGUUGCCCGUGACGCCACUUGCUGCUUCGGCUUGACUGCCUCUGGAGGGGCUUCCGGAACGAUUGGCCAGCUUGGAGAUGGACAGAACCGUAUCGGCGGUGGACUUCCUCCUGCUCAAUUUUGCAUCGAUUCCAGCGGAGGCAUCAAGGACAGCAGUGGACGCGGAUGCAUUCUGACUCCUCCUACGUCCCAAUUCCAGUGUGAUCAGGGAGCCGCGCCUACGAAUGGAUUCUCGAUCAGUCCUGAAGGAACGCUUUUGUACCAGGGAAGCUCUCACUUCGUUGCUUGUGAGACUGGUGACAAUGGCGAGCUGAACCUCUACACCAACCCGCCGUCCAAUGCUGUGACCGGUUGCAAGGAGAUCACCCUUACGGCCAGCGGUUGCAAGGGCCAGGGCUCCGGCUCGUCCUCCUCGUCCUCUGUCUCCCCUUCACCUCACUCGAGCGCUUCCCUUGCUCCUCACUCCAGUGCUCCAGUUCCUCACUCCAGUGCCCCGGUUCCUCACUCCAGCGCCCCGGCUCCCCAGUCCAGUACCCCGGCUGAGAGCAGUACUCCGGCUCCUCACUCUAGCGCGCCGGCUGAGACCAGCGCUCCAUCUUCCAAGUCCAGCGCCCCAGGUCCUCAGUCGAGUGCUCCAGUUCCCGGAUCGAGUGCUAAGCCAACUCCUACGGAGACUCACGCCUCUACCUCCACACCACAGCCGUCUGCUUCUAGCUCUGGAUGCCCGACCAACCUGUCUGGAACGUAUGAGUAUCCUCACCUGAUUGUCCCCAUUGAUUCGUCUGCUCCAUCCAAGGCGUAUGGCACUUCCUACAAUGGGACGGUCACUUCUACCGUCUCAUCCAUCUUCAACUUUGACAUUCCGGCAAGCGACUCGGGCAAGCAGUGCUCUCUGGUCUUCCUCUUCCCCGAGAAGAAAGAUCUGGAGACCUCCUCCUACAGCUUCAGCGGCAAUGGCGCGAUCGACUUUGCCCAGCUGCAGUCACCUGCCACUCAGUCCACGACCUAUAGCAACGCGCCGGCGGUCAAGACUGACUACGGUGUCACUACUGUGUCCCCUGGCAACUCCUACAGGAUUGCCACGUUCUCUUGCCCUGCCGGAGAAACUGUUGCCUUUGAAAUGAAGAAUGCGGGCACCACCAACCUCAACUUCUUCGAGGACUACAACCCAUCACCGCUUGGUCUUUACAUCACCGUCUGCUAA
Messenger RNA from Rasamsonia emersonii CBS 393.64, 1254 nucleotides. Its product is annotated as GPI anchored cell wall protein. NCBI's taxonomy places the organism in Eukaryota, Fungi, Ascomycota, Eurotiomycetes, Eurotiales, Trichocomaceae. The record is from RefSeq and is a predicted model, not a curated record. The coding region runs from base 1 to 1254 and encodes 417 amino acids. The transcript has 3 exons.